This is a messenger RNA of Drosophila hydei, 1296 nucleotides long. RefSeq names its product dolichyl-phosphate beta-glucosyltransferase-like. NCBI's taxonomy places the organism in Eukaryota, Metazoa, Arthropoda, Insecta, Diptera, Drosophilidae. The record is from RefSeq and is a predicted model, not a curated record. Gene Ontology annotation, cellular component: endoplasmic reticulum membrane. The transcript is spliced from 4 exons. The coding region runs from base 137 to 1117 and encodes 326 amino acids.
UCAUAUUGUUAUCAGCAGCAGCUAACGCAAAGUCGGCAUAAAAUACGUGGCUUUUUAUCCGUUUUUUCUGAUCAUUCAAAAAGUAAUGUUCUGCCAUAGAUAGCUAUUAGCUUAAUGAACAUAACAAGCUAACAAUAUGUUAAUUGAACUGCUGCAAGUGGGCUGUUAUCUGUUGGGAGGUGUCGCUACAGCUGCCUCGCUGACGAUAAUGGUCUUGUUGUAUAAAUCAAAGCCUUUUCCAAUUAUAACACGCCACAAGGAUGAGAAAAGCUUUUUGGAUACUGACACAAUUAAAAACAUUGAAUUUCCCAGUUUAGAUGACUCGCCCACCUUGGAGUUGAGCGUCAUUGUGCCGGCUUACAAUGAGGAGCAGCGAUUGCCCGCUAUGCUAGAUGAGUGCAUGGCAUUUCUGGAUCAGAAGUCUAAAGAACAAGCGCAGUUCAGCUACGAGGUGAUUGUGGUUAGCGAUGGCAGCAGUGACUCGACUGUCUCUGUGGCUCUCCAAUACUCAAAGAAACAUGGCGCUGAUAAGUUUCGUGUUCUGGAGCUGGUGGAGAAUCGUGGCAAAGGUGGAGCCGUUCGGCUUGGCAUGCUAAGUGCACGCGGUCGUCAGCUGCUCUUCGCGGACGCGGAUGGAGCAACCAAAUUUGCAGACUAUGAGAAACUUGCGGAGGCUUUGGUCAGCUUGGCACCUGAAUGGCGACACGAUGGCAUCGCCAUUGGCUCAAGGGCUCACCUGGAAGAUGAGUCCAUUGCCAAACGCAGCUUUUUCCGUACUAUAUUGAUGCAUGGCUUCCAUACGCUCGUCUGGAUAUUUGCGGUGCGUUCUGUGAGGGACACCCAGUGCGGCUUUAAGCUCUUCACACGUGCCUCGGCCCGUAAGCUGUUUAAUAGCUUGCACGUUGAACGGUGGGCUUUCGAUGUGGAGCUUCUUUACUUGGCUGAACGUCUGCAUCUGCCCAUGUCGGAGGUUGCGGUGCGAUGGACAGAAAUCGAUGGCUCGAAACUAUCUCCUUUUUGGUCGUGGGUGCAAAUGGGCACUGAUUUGUUUAUGAUCUGGCUUCGUUAUAUGGUGGGUGCUUGGCGCAUUGCUGCUAGCGAAAAGAAGAAAAACUAAGUUGAAAUAUCGAAAUUAUUGCUAAGGACGCGCAUUUAACUUGUAAUUGAUUUUGUUCGCUAGUAACUUAAACCUUAAAACUUAUUAAAUUAAGUGCACAGUUUUCGAAAAAGUUUGCAUUUGAUUUUGGACUUAAUUAUUUAUUUAAGAACUAAUUUAUGGAAAGCAAGAUUAUUAAA